UCAUGAGGGUCGAAUGAUAAAUGAUGCCGAAAAUGGAGUCGCAAAACAAACUUGUGUAAUGAAAAUAGUUGAAGUCAACCAAACUCCCCAUCUAUGCACUUUCGCCGACAGAGACAUUGCAAUUGGCGAGGAACUCCGAUAUGAUUAUGGAGUACCAACACUUCCAUGGAUUAAAGAAAUGCACGGAACAAAAAAGGGCAACACAAUGACUACUAGAUCUACGGACAGCCAGGAACCAGGACAAACAACAUCCGUACACACGGAAGAAGUCGAUGAGACGAGUACUGAAACUAAAGAACAUAGCGACACUGCACAAGAGUACAAUUCACAAGAUGCUGCAGAAAAUAUGUUGAACAGUGAAUCAGCGGAUAUCGAUGAUAGUGACAAUGACAAAGACUAUAUUCCGGAAGAAGGCGAUGCAUCGUCAGAUGAGUCGAUAGUUGUCGAACUCAUACCAAACAUUCAAAGAUUUCAAAAGAAGACAGCGUCAACACUACCUCCUGUUGAAUCCUUGCAAUCUCGUGAACGUGACGAAUCAUCCGCAGAGGCACACAAAACCAACAUCACCAUCGCUCAAACAAAUAACAACAACGUUACAAUCAACGCGUAG
Messenger RNA from Dreissena polymorpha, 610 nucleotides. RefSeq lists its product as uncharacterized. NCBI's taxonomy places the organism in Eukaryota, Metazoa, Mollusca, Bivalvia, Myida, Dreissenidae. The coding region runs from base 14 to 610 and encodes 198 amino acids. The record is from RefSeq and is a predicted model, not a curated record. The transcript has 6 exons. Gene Ontology annotation, molecular function: protein binding.